AUGGCGGCGACGUCGACGGCGAAUCCCGUGCGCCUCGACGACUCCAAGGGCCGCUACGGGUCCCGCCAGGCCUACGCCCCCGUCGGCGGCUGCGACGACAACGACGAGGCCAUCUCGAACCUGGAGCUCGGGGGCGUCGAGGGCGAGAACGCCGACGCGGCCGUGCACAAGGCCCUGCGGCUCGGCUUCAUCCGGAAGGUCUACGGGAUCCUCACCGUGCAGCUCGCGCUCACCGCGGCGGUCGCGUCGGCGCUGACGCUCGUCGACAGCGCGCGCGACUUCGUGCUGGGCACGCCGUCCCUGCUCUGGGUGGGCAUGUUCGCGAGCGUCGGCGUGCUCGUGGCGCUCAUGCUGCUGCCCGUCGGCAACUAG
Messenger RNA from Aureococcus anophagefferens, 372 nucleotides. RefSeq lists its product as hypothetical. The record is from RefSeq and is a predicted model, not a curated record. Lineage: Eukaryota; Pelagophyceae; Pelagomonadales; Pelagomonadaceae. The transcript has 2 exons. Bases 1 to 372 code for a protein of 123 amino acids.